GCGAGUUCAUCCGGGCGCUGUACGAGUCAGAGGAGAACUGCGAGGUCGACCCCAUGAAGUGCUCGGCCUCCACCUUGGCUGACCACCAGGCCAACCUCCGCAUGUGCUGCGAGCUCGCCCUCUGCAAGGACAACAGCCGGCGGGUGGACAACGUCCUGAAGCUGUGGGUGAUCGAGGCGCGAGACCUCCCCCCCAAGAAGCGCUACUACUGCGAGCUGUGCCUGGACGACAUGCUCUACGCCCGCACCACCAGCAAGGCGCGGACCGACAACGUCUUCUGGGGGGAACAUUUUGAGUUCAACAACCUGCCGGCCGUCCGCACCAUCCGCCUGCACCUCUACAAGGACACCGACAAGAAACGCAAGAAGGACAAGAGUAACUACGUGGGGAUGGUGAGCAUCCCCAUCGCCAGCGUCACCGGUCGGCACUUCGCCGAGCAGUGGUACCCGCUCAGCCAACCCAGCGGCAGCAAGAGCAAGGCGGGUUGUCCGGCUCUACGCGUCAAGAGCCGCUUCCAGACCAUGAGCAUCCUCCCCAUGGAGCUCUACAAGGAGUUCGCCGAGUACGUCACCAACAAUUACCGGAUGCUCUGCGCCGUCUUGGAGCCGGUGCUCAGCGUCAAGAGCAAGGAGGAGGUGGCCUGCGCGUUGGUGCACAUCUUGCAGAGCACCGGCAAGGCUAAGGACUUCCUGUCGGACAUGGCCAUGACGGAGGUGGAUCGCUUCAUGGACCGGGAGCACCUGAUCUUCCGGGAAAACACCCUCGCCACGAAAGCCAUAGAGGAGUACCUGAAACUCAUCGGCCAGAAAUACCUCAAGGACGCCAUCGGUGAGCUCCACCGGCACUGGGGGGGCCCCAGCCUCUUCGGCCUCAUGCAGGAGUACCCCGACGAGCAGACCGCCCGGACCCUCACCCUCAUCGCCAAGGUCAUCCAGAACCUGGCCAACUUCACCAAGUUUGGCAGCAAGGAGGAGUACAUGGCCUUCAUGAACGAGUUCCUGGAGCUGGAGUGGACCAGCAUGCAGCAGUUCCUCUACGAGAUCUCCAACCUGGACACCCUCACCAACAGCACCAGCUUCGAGGGCUACAUUGACCUGGGCCGCGAGCUCUCCACCCUCCACGCCCUCCUCUGGGAGGUCAUGUCCCAGCUCAGCAAG
Aptenodytes forsteri (emperor penguin) is the source of this 1157-nucleotide messenger RNA. Its product is annotated as ras/Rap GTPase-activating protein SynGAP. The transcript is spliced from 5 exons. The annotation marks the transcript as partial. Gene Ontology annotation, biological process: regulation of GTPase activity. The record is from RefSeq and is a predicted model, not a curated record. NCBI's taxonomy places the organism in Eukaryota, Metazoa, Chordata, Aves, Sphenisciformes, Spheniscidae.